CGCGAGACACUCGAACACACCGGUUCGUAGCUUGCCUUUGUUUUCUCUGUCUUUAGUCUCACGUGUUUUUCUUCGUCUACUUCUUCUGCACUUCCUUUGCUUGUUCGUUGAGUAAGCGAAGCGAACGCUUUGAGGUAGCCGCCGCGUUUCAGAUCGGUCGAGGCGACGCGACCGCGACGCACGAAACGACGUACCGGGCGACGCACCAACGAGAUACCUCACUGCGGUCCGUGCCUCGGCAAAAGUGACAAGGCCCCGGUAAUUAUAACGGGUGGCGCAAAAAAAACGACGCUUCUCGUCUACUCGCCGCAGAUCUCUCGUUUCGUCCAGUAUGCACUCGGACAUGCAACUCGAUAAGCAACAUUACCCGCAGAGUCCUUCUCCGUGGUACUCUCCUUUUCGUAGAUUGUUCGCGUGAUCUCCACGAUCUUGAUAAAAUAUAAUCCACGCAGAGUUCGUCGAUCGAACCAGUCGUCUCUAUCGCGCGACGGAAAUCGUACGUUGGAUUCGCUGGAAUUAUUGAAUUACGCGGAGCUUCAAUAAAAUCAAUGAACGCUAUCCAAUGAACGCUGAAUAUUGAAUUUUCAUCCUCACCGUCGUCGAUCACCAACGGUAAAUCAAUUACGUAAUAAAAAUAAAUGAAAUGCAAACCUCCGAUUUGUGCAUACAAUAUGGUUGUAGAACCUCUAAUUGCAAAAUUAUAUUAUCAGUUACUUAGCCGGGUCGGUCAACUCGGUUCAUAUUCUUUGGAAACUCGCGAAUUACGGGCAACAAUAAAUAGUCUUUUAAUGCAAAAUAAUAACUCAAAAUUGCUAUUGAGAAUUACAUAUAAUUCUUCGUAAUUGUGUUCUUAAGAUUUAAGAUUAAAACAAAAUAAGUCGAGAAAUCGGCAGUUAAAUACAUUUUGAUAUGAUUGCAGAUAGAUGUACGUGAUAUGUCAUUAGUUGUUAUUAAUAUUUAACUUAUUAAUAAUUUAUUUUUCUGAAAAAAUGGUUUACGCUCAUAUCGUAUAUGUGGCGACACCUAUUAUCCACGAGUGAAAGGUAUAAUGUUUCAUUGUCAGCAAGAAGAUGGCAGUAAAAUAAAGUAAACAAUAUCCAAUUGCUGGUAACGUUUUUUGCAUACAUACAAAAAACAUAAAUGGACUUAAAAUAAACAUUUAACGAAAGUUUUUUAAGAAAUCACUUAAAUGUCACAUUAAGUACACGAAUUGCUUCGUGAUCUUUCAGAUCUAAAACACUAAAGAAAGCUUUCAUAUUCGCAAUUUAUUGUAUAAAGAUAAUCGAACAAGUAAUAUAUAUCGCUUCAUGGUAAAUUUUAUCACAAAAUAUCUUACAAUUGUAUUUUGUCUUUUAUUGUGAUUUUGAGUGAAAAGGGAUUUAGUGCAAAGGUAUUUACAUGAUAUUUAAAUAUUCUGUACAUUGUCUUGUCCAUACAUAAUUGUGACAAAUGUGAUCGACUGAUUUGGAUAUUUUUCGCGCCAUUUGGGGCUGCAGUUAAGCAUUUGUGAAGGAUCUUUUCACUUUUUGUAUUGCUCCAUUAUUUUAGUUUAAUUUUAUAAAAAAAAUGGUGUAAACGAUUGAGUCCUAACUUUAUUACAAUGGAACAGUUAUUGAAACGUUCAAGAGUUACAAAAGAAUCGACUAUUUGUGAUAUUGCAUCUUCUAUAAGGGAAAUAUCUGAAUCAGUUUCGUCUGUAAGUGAGAAACACAGAGCUCUUUUGAAAGUUAAUAAAGCAUUAGUGUUAUAUAUACAAAAGAAUAAAAAAAGGCAACAGAUUCAAACUCUAGAUGACAUACAAUCUGAUUUGGAGCAAACAAGAUUGGAACAAGAUUAAUAAUUAUAACUUAUUUAUACGAUAAUGUACAAACACAAUAGUAGUUUAUCAAUGGAAAACCAUACGCAAGCUAUUUCAUUCGCGAAUAGUUAUUUCGCUUUGGUCGAUGGUCUUGUUUCUGGUUUAGAAAAUCAGCUCUCGGAGGAUGUGGUCCUGUAUUGGUUUGGCAGUUUGAUCAAAGGCAGGAAACAUGUGUCUACCUUCUUGCGAAGUCGUAAACUGAAUUCAAGGCAUAUAUUCUCACAUAUUAUAUCGACCACUGAUAUCAAUUACGAAAAGGAAAGUUUAACUCGAAAUAAAACUUUAAUUAACAUUAGGUUUUUAUGUAGGAACAAGCUUUGUUCGUGUCAUUAUCGAAAACAGCAAGAAUGUCAAACAAGACAUAAUAAUUUCGUCAAUGAUAAUAGUACAAUAUGCGAGCCGUUCCUCCAAAAAGUGGAAAGGUCAUUGUCGAUGUGUGACGUCAUAACAGACAUUAAUCACAACGAAAUCCAUACGAAGGAAAUUGGCGCAGUGGACGACACGUUUUACAAUCUAAGCGAGGGUGAUCUCUCCAAUCUUUUCAAGCUCGACAUCUUAUCGACCGACAUAGAAGAAAUCGAGCAUAGCAUUAAUAGGAUAAAAUUGAAAGAGGAAGUGGUACCAACCAUCAAGAGAAAAUGUAGUCGAAGAGAUAAACACGAUAUCGUUCAAGUUAAGUAUGUGGAGGCAAACGGUGAAGUAGAAUUCUCCCGAAAAUUUUGGAAACUAGGCAAGAAUUUUUUUUCUCGUUCUACAAUAAUGGUUUACAAUAAUGAUCAACAAACAAUCAUAGGUUCUUGGAAAACGUAUAUCUCACGUCUCUCUACAGCUACUCUUUACACUUGGAAGCGGCCAUGUAAAUUGCAAAUUGCAUAUACCAUCUCGUCUCAAUGUCAAACCUUGGAACAAUCGUGUGAAACUAAAAAUGUCACGGUAUCAUUCGUACAGCCUAAAGUCAGACUACCCAGUCUACAGGAGAUUAAUGAAAUUACUAGUAGACUAGUGCCCAAUACGAAUGAGUUCGGUGGAUUUUUGAAGGAUGCGGAUUUCUUUGAGGAUUAUAAAGGCUUUCUAGGAAAUGUGAAAAUGGAAAUGGCAAUUAAUGAUCCUUGUAUGCCAUUGUCCACUGCUCAGUAUGUUAAAAAUAAACUUGUAUUUAAUAAACCGUCCAUCAAUAUGGAUGAUCGCAAUGGUAAAGACAAAAAAAAGUUCGCUUUUAAUUAUCAGAUUCAUCUGAUAAUAUAUCAGGAUAUUGAUAUAUGAAACAUGAACGAGUGUUGCACAAUUUUAAAAGAAUGAAAUUUGAAGAGGGGCAGAAGUAUAGCGCUUGAUAUGCAAAAAAUAAUCCCUUUUUCUGCUUAAAUAGUAUUAGAAAAAUCUUUUUCAGGCAGAUGAUAUCUUUGGAAAAAGAUUAAGAAACUGUUUCUUUUUUACUUUUAUAAUUAGUAAAUAUUUUUCAUAAUUUUUCUUUAUUUCUACAUAAGUCCAUACGUAAGUUUACGUAGUUGCGAAUUUUACGCUUACAAUGUACUUAAGUACACAUAUUAUGUCUGUUUUUUCUGUUGUGAUAAACUGAAUGAUUUUGUGUUCACCAGUAAUAAAGCUUAAAUGAACCAAUCGCUAGAAAAUACUGCUUAAGUUAACAUGUUAUCUAAGUCAGCAAUAUUUGCCACGGUUACAGGUGAUUAACCGAUUAUAACUUAUUCUUCAAAUACUCAGAGAUUUACGAAGACAACUGUUUUUGUCUCGUACAGUAUCAAAUCUGAGUUAAAAUAUGUUUUUUUAUUUAGCAUUAAGUAUGCAAUUUUUGUUUUCUUUUAACUCGAAUAAAAUCCAAUCUUGAAGAUUAUACCAACUUUGUCAGUCUUUUUUUCGAAUUGUCACGGGUUAACUAGUGUUUAGUAUUAUACAUUAUCAACCAAAAUUUGAAAUACCAUUUUUUUAUUUAUACGUAUAUUAAAUUGUUAAUUUUAUUAUUAAUUCGAAAUCGAGGACUUUUCUGGCAAGUAAGAUUACGAAACAAAAUUGUGAAUUGAGUACAUAUAUCGCGUCGAAAGUUUUAGUUUUAGCUUUUAAAUAUUAUCUAUAUUUGGAUUGAUCAUUACAAUGGCUCUUAAAGAACUUUGAUCUUUAUAUAAAAAUUCAACUAUUUCAUCAUAUUUUUGUUCUAUUAUAAUAUUUUCUUUCCAUUUAUUGAUUCCUUAGAUUCACUCAUACUAUACAAUUCUUAUAUACUACAUAAUUCUAAUAAUAAAUAAUCUCAAAAGUUUAUUAAGGAUGUACGUAUCUAAUCGUGUAAAUAAUGGUCUUAUAAUACGUAUGUAUGUAUAUAUAAAAGUUUCUGUUACUCUGUGAGAAGUAAUGCGUAUAAACAUGCCAACUCAUGUUCCAAAACAACACAAUACAUACAAUGUUUACGAAUGUAGACCCCCCUCCCCAUCACAUUAGGAAUUGCGUGGCGAAACUGGAGAGCAGAUCAUUUAGCUGUCUAAUUUCAGUGCGGUAACACAUAUCGCGCUGUAUUAUGUCUAUAACGUAUUCUAACCUUUUGGUAGCGUUCUUUUGCUUUUUCAUUAUUCUUUUACUAUCACUUAUAUCUCGUUAUUAACAUUGUUCAAUUAAUACACGCGUUUAUUUAACAAUUCAUUGAACAUCAAGAUAACAGAAUUAAGUAGCUUUUUUGAAAUUUUCUGUGUUGAUUUUUCUUCGAUCACUGUUUGAUUGCUGACAUUAUCGGUGUCAUGUAUUGUAAGCUUUUUGUAAUGGAAUUUGAUUAUUGUUUUAUUUGAAUAUAUAUUUGUCAUCACUCUAUACAUUUGUUUUAGGUUUAACUUUUGGUUCUGUUUUGUGUAGGUAAUUAGUUGAUUGCAGAAAUGAGCCGAAUUACAUCGAAGUAACAUGAAUAAUUAACGUAUGGACGCCACGAUGAUUAAUGGUAAAUCCGAUAAAUCUUCAUAAAAAUGUCAUAACAAUUAAUUAAUUUUAACAAAGAUAGACAUAUAUAAAUGAUUAUAUCGUCUUUUCGUUGAGGCAUAGGUAACGUUUGGUACAUAUAAGUUUCAUACUUAAAUUAUAUUUGAUAUACAAUUCAUAUUUAUCAUACAAUAUACAUAUAUUGAAUAUGUAUAUUCGAUAUAUAAUAAAUUUACCAUGCAUAAUGUCCUAAUUAUUUGAAAUAUUAAGAUGAAUAUAAGAAAGGUUAAAUAAAUCAUUUUAAUUGGAA
This is a messenger RNA of Bombus huntii, 5081 nucleotides long. RefSeq lists its product as uncharacterized. The record is from RefSeq and is a predicted model, not a curated record. Lineage: Eukaryota; Metazoa; Arthropoda; Insecta; Hymenoptera; Apidae. The transcript is spliced from 5 exons. The coding region runs from base 1862 to 3121 and encodes 419 amino acids.